AUGAUGUUUAUCAUCAUCAUUUCAACAUUAUGUUUAUUUGGCCUGGUACAAGGUGAAAUAUGUCGUCAAAUUUUACCAAAUACUUCAAAAAUUGAAGUAUUCGAAUGUCCAAGAUUAUUUGAAUCACGAAUAAAAUCCUGGUGUUGUCAAUCGAAUACAUUACAUCCAACCUGUUGUCAAUGGAGUGAACGUCUUGGUGAAGCUGAACCACAACGUAUUUCAUUAUCGUCGAUAAUAAUAAAAAUAUUUUUGGUCAUUUUAUCGGCAUUCAUAUUGGUCAUUUUAUAUUAUUUUUGUAUUCGAAGAAAAAAUGAUAAAUACCAUCAACAACAACAGCAUCAACAUCUUUCUUCUACAAAUUAUCAUCGUGCACAUCAUCCUGAUCCUAGUUGUCCACCGGCAUCAUCAUUGAAUACUACUAUUACCACUACAAAUAGAUCUAAUAAUUAUAAUAAUAAUCAAAAUAACGGAAAUGGUGCAACUAUAAGAAGAUCAAUAAAUGAUGAACAAACAAUGCCAAUGUUGGAACCACCACCACCAUAUGAAUCGAUUGCUAUUACAAAUACAAAUGAUAAUAAUAAUGAUAUGAUCAAUACGAUUAAUAUAAAUGUACCUCAACAACAACAAAAUCAAUCAUUAAUCGAUGAAGAAAAUUAUAAUAAUGGCCAAAUAAUAACAACAACAACAACAGGAAUCAAUAGACAAUCACCAUAUAAUCCAGAAUUUAUAAAUAAAACUUGAUACUCAUCACCAUCAUCAUCAUCAAUUGGUAUUUGGAAUUCCAUACAAAAAAAAA
Molecule: messenger RNA, 796 nt
Organism: Dermatophagoides farinae (American house dust mite)
Lineage: Eukaryota; Metazoa; Arthropoda; Arachnida; Sarcoptiformes; Pyroglyphidae
Source: RefSeq, a predicted model, not a curated record